AUGGCCAAAAUAAUGUUCCCAAAGGCAGCACUCGCUCUGAUGCAGAACAUGAGACAGAGCAACGCCAACGACAGCAGCGAUGGAGGAUCGUCCUUCACAACUGACGAUCGCUGUGAUUCAUCUAUUUCCCCUUCCAAAGACGGCUCUUUUCAAUAUCCUCGGACGCAAAAGGAGGAAGAAUGUCUGCGAAAGCUAAAAGAAGAAUGCCGGUUGGCAAACAUCUCCGCCUCCGAUAUCACUAUCUUUCGCUUUGCUUGUUUCCACGACUUUAACUUUGACGUGGCUCGACCUGCCAUGAUUGCAAAAUACAACGAUCCUCGUUUACAUCUUCGUAUGGACGAUGAGCUCUUGGACCAAUUCCAAAACAAGGUUAUCUUCCCCCUACCAGGUCUUAGGACAAAGAACAUGAAGCACGAAGUGCUCUACUUUUAUGCCUGCCGCCACUUCCCAGCAACAAUGGAUACUGAUCUGCUUCUCAGGAACAUGACCUACAUUCUCAACGACAUGAGCUUGACCGAACAACAGUGCCGCAAUGGAGUUGUAAUGAUCAUCGAUUUGAACCAUUUCACAUUCAAGAAUUUCACACCGGAAAGCUCCAACAAGUUUUUCGAGGCGUUGCAGCAAGUACCAACAAAGGUCGAAACAACGAUCAUUCUGAAUGGUCCCCGCUGGUUUCCAAAAGUGUAUCGUCAUUUGUUCAAGAAGAUGCUGUCCAAGGAAAAUGCUAGGAGAGUACUAAUCUUGAAGCAACCCCAGCAGUUACAAAACCAUUUGAUGGAUGGCUGCGAAAAAUAUUUGCCAGUCGAAAUGGGAUAUUGGGUCGAUUCAUCAGAGAUCAUUGAUGAUUUCGUUGACAUGAAGCUUCACAAUGAAUCGAACCAUUAA
Messenger RNA from Cylindrotheca closterium, 885 nucleotides. Lineage: Eukaryota; Bacillariophyta; Bacillariophyceae; Bacillariales; Bacillariaceae. The record is from the annotation of a GenBank genome assembly.